Molecule: messenger RNA, 596 nt
Organism: Schistosoma rodhaini
Lineage: Eukaryota; Metazoa; Platyhelminthes; Trematoda; Strigeidida; Schistosomatidae
Source: the annotation of a GenBank genome assembly
GUUUUCAUUCACUGAAACAACUCGUGAUCUUUCAACAAUUGCGGUACUAUAUUUUGAUUAUGCUUCAGUGUAUUGAUAGCCAGAAGGUUUCUGCUGAUGUCGAUAUGGAAGCUCGAAGUACUCACUAUACUCUAUCUCACUUAGUAGGUGUUCCAGAUAUCAUAUCAGAGGCGUCUAAUUCUGAUGGGACUUCCCAGACGUCUGCCCGAACACUAACAAGGACUCGAUGUAAAAAGCCCGGAAGUGAAUCCAGUUUUGUUUCUGGUCUGCCAAAAACAAAACCAGCAUCUCAAACAAGGAAAUCUUUGAGAUCAAGAGUUUUAUCGAACAGAGGUCGAGGAUUGUUUGGUAACUACAAUAGUAAAGGAACCGCACAAAAAUCACGUUCCCGACGUCAUAUACUUAAAAGAGAGGUAAUUUGUAUAAUAAUUCCUUAGUGUCCAUCAGACACAAAAGUUGGGAAACCCUCCUGCUCUUAUUAGCCUUCGCAGUUGUGUCUAUCAUGAGAAUGUUUGGUAUCAUGUGGGCGAUAUAGUUUCGCUAUUGGAUGUUGAUGGUGAAGUUUUCUAUGCUCAAAUAAGAGGACUGGCUACUGA